Messenger RNA from Carya illinoinensis, 1831 nucleotides. RefSeq names its product scopoletin glucosyltransferase-like. Gene Ontology annotation, molecular function: UDP-glycosyltransferase activity. The record is from RefSeq and is a predicted model, not a curated record. The transcript has a single exon. The coding region runs from base 228 to 1697 and encodes 489 amino acids. Lineage: Eukaryota; Viridiplantae; Streptophyta; Magnoliopsida; Fagales; Juglandaceae.
UGGACUUUUUCCCACGCCGCUCUUCCAACGCGGGUGUAACCUUUGCUGAUCGGCACGCGUCUAAUGGUGACGUACACUGCUUCCUACGCGGCUACGCUAAAAGAAAGAGAGUCCCCCUCGAAUAUUCCCAAUCUCUUAUUUUGCUGCUGCUCCUGCUUCAUCUUUGUGAAGCCAAGCUUCUAGCUUUGUAUCAUCUUCCGUCGAGGCCAAUCCAAUUCUUUUCAAGCAUGGCUACUGAAAUUGAUCAUCUUCACGUCCUAUUCUUCCCUCUUAUGGCACAAGGACAUAUUUUACCAAGCAUAGACAUGGUUAACCUCUUUGCAGCCAGAGGCGUCAAGACCUCCAUAAUCACUACCACUCACAACGCCCAUUACUUCACCAAAACUAUCGAAAAAACCCAAAACUCUCCCACCGAAAUCAGCCUCAAAGUCAUCGAAUUCCCUGCCAAACAGGCCGGCCUCCCCGAAGGCCUCGAAAACCUUGAUUUGGUCUCCAACCAAGAACACCACCGCAAAUUCUUCGAUGCCCUCUCCUUGCUCCAACAUCCUCUCGAAAACCUAAUUCAAGAACUACGCCCACAUGCCCUUGUUGCCGACAUGUUCUUUCCUUGGGCAACGGAUCUAGCAUCCGAAUAUGGAGUUCCGAGGUUGAUCUUUCAUGGUACCAGCUUCUUCUCCAUGUGUGCUAUGGGAAGCAUAAUGCGGUACAACCCUCACAAAACUGUCUCAUCGGACAACGAGAAAUUUGUCUUGCCUGGCCUACCGGACGAGAUCCAAUUGACGAGAACGCAACUCGCGGAUCAUAUACGGCUAGGAUUCGAGAACGAUUUUACAAGGUUGCUAGAUAGUGCCCAAAAAGCGGAAAAGCGAAGCUUUGGAAUGCUUGUCAAUAGCUUUUACGAGCUCGAACCGGGCUAUGUCGAUUAUUACAGGAAGGUUAUGGGGAGAAAGGCCUGGCAUAUAGGCCCAGUUUCGCUUUGCAACAGGAAAUCCGAAGAUAAGGCCCAGAGAGGAGGAAAGGCAGCCUCCAUUGACGAGCAUGAGUACUGCUUGAAAUGGCUUGGCUCCAAGAAACCAAAUUCGGUUGUCUACGUAUGCUUUGGGACGACCUCAAAGUUUCCAGCUUCUCAGCUGCGCGAGAUUGCAUUAGGCCUUGAAGCUUCAGGGCAACAAUUCAUUUGGGUUGUGAGGAAGAACAAGAACAAUGAGAAAGAAGAGAAGGAAGAUUGGUUGCCUGAAGGGUAUGAGAAGAGAAUGGAAGGUAAGGGACUAAUAAUAAGAGGGUGGGCACCCCAAGUUCUGAUUCUUGAUCACGAAGCAGUUGGAGGUUUUGUGACUCACUGUGGUUGGAACUCAGCGCUCGAAGGGAUCAGCGCGGGGCUGCCAAUGGUAACAUGGCCCAUAUUCGCCGAACAGUUCUUUAACGAGAAGCUGAUCACCGAUGUUUUAAAGAUUGGUGUUAUGGUUGGUGCUCAGCAAUGGGUUAGGCUGGUAGGAGACUAUAUCAAACGGGAAGCCAUAGAGAAGGCAGUUAAGGAGAUUAUGGUGGGCGACAGAGUUGAGGAAAUGAGAAGCAGAGCCAGGGCACUUGGGGAGAUGGCAAAGAGGGCUGUUGAAGAAGGGGGCUCAUCUUACUCUGAGAUGGGUGCUUUAUUGGAAGAAUUAAGGUCAUAUCAUUCUUCGAGAAACCAGGAUUAAUUUUGAAUAGUCAUGAAUGUGUCUUUUUUUCGCUUGGGUUUCGUCUAUGUAAUUUUGAUGAUUGCUGUGCCAGAUUUCUAAUUGAUAAUGUGGAUCUUUUUUCUGGGACAUUAAAGAUAUGAUUUUUCGUCAAA